This is a messenger RNA of Anopheles stephensi (Asian malaria mosquito), 676 nucleotides long. RefSeq lists its product as uncharacterized. The record is from RefSeq and is a predicted model, not a curated record. The coding region runs from base 44 to 595 and encodes 183 amino acids. Lineage: Eukaryota; Metazoa; Arthropoda; Insecta; Diptera; Culicidae. The transcript is spliced from 4 exons.
UCUAUAAAUAUUUCAAACAAAGCGGCCGUACCAGACAAUAGCAAUGGCAACUUUGGCUUGUUUGCUCAGACAGGUGCUGUUCAGUGUGGUGUUAUUGCUGUUGCUCAACUUAGCAAAGGGUGAGUUUGCACUACAGUUCGGUGAAUCCUUUAAACCGUGUCCGGAUGCCCCGGAAGAGUCACUUAUGCUGGACCUGUCCGAGCUGCAGGUCAUACCGGACGAAAACGAUAGCAUGGUGCUGAACGGCAAAGUACGCCUGAACCGCGCACUUGAGAGCCCGAUAGAGAUAAACAUUUACACCAAAAGACUGGAGCAGGGCGACUGGAACGAUGGGCUGCUGGGGCGCAAGGUACUUGACAUUUGCCCACUGCUGCAGGUCAGCACCGAACCGUGGUUCGUUAUCACCAGUGUGAUGGGCAAAAAGGACUGUCCCUUCCCGGAAGGUCACGAGGAAUCCUUUGAGAUGCUUCCGGUCGGUGACUUUGGGAUAGAGAUACCGCCGGAAUUUGUGGGCGACUGGAAGGCGUUCUUUGAGGUGACUUCCCACGGCCAAAUGUCCUGCAUGAUGGCGGAGUUUAGCAUCGUGGAGGUGUAGAAAGCCCCCUCCAAAAAAAAAAAAACUCCUCCCUUUCGGAGAGACGUAAACGAAGUACAAUAAAAGAAAGCUUUUCUACAC